GGCCGCCUUCAGAUUAUUUCUCAUCGCAUCAGACACAUGCCCUUAGUUCCUGAGGCUCUCCCAGCAAAGUCGAUCGUUCUGCGAUAGAUAUUCAACAUCGUGAUGGCAGACCUUCACAACGAUAACAUCGUCGCUCUAGAUCGCGCAGCCAUCAAACAAGGCGGCCAAGUCCAGCCUUCGAAUCAGGAACUGCCGCAUCCUUCACCUCUUCCACACUCGGGUUACAGAGUCCGGCGCUCUUUUGACGAACAUAGACACGCCGCCGCUGCGAAGUUCCGCAAAGCCUUGCAUAUCAAUGAACCGUCCAACGUUCGUCCAGGAGUGGAAGCGCAUCCUAUUCUCGCCAAAGAAUCGACACCCGAACCAUGCAAAUCUCGGCUUGAUCAUGAGUCUUCAAAUUCUGAACAAUCUACCGUCGACCGUUUGCUGCACAAUCCCAUCGACACGAUCAAGGACAAGAUCUCCGCUCAAGGAAGUCAUCAAGCAGCAGCUAAUGUAGCAACAGUAGAAAUAUCUCAUGGUCAAGAAGUGGAGCUCGUCAAGGCUCAAGAUCGCGUCGAACAUGCCGAAACGAACGAUGAGAAGAUUACCGCUGUGCACGAACGCGACUGGCUCGUCAAAGAACGCCAGAACACUUACGUGAGGUGGACCAUGGACCGACACGUCACUCAAUGCCGUCCUCUACCUCGCGAUGCAUUCGUUAGAAAAAGCCGAUCGGCCUUCGAACACAAAACCAUCGACGAAGGUACUGUGAUUGACUGGAAGGCUUACGGGACUCAUCUUUUGCAAUACUACGCUCAACAAUAUGGUGGUCAAUACAUAGGUCACGGUUCGAGCCCGCCAGCCCCAACGAAGGAAUCCAUCAUGCCCAAUGUCGAGCGAAUCAUCAUUGCAUCUGCACCUUUUCAGAGUCUGAUCAUGGCAGCAAGGAAAGUGUACAGAUGGGAAGAUCCGAAGGCAACUUUGGGAUACCUCAUACUUUACGUUGCAUUACUUUAUUGGGAUCUCCUACUUUCAGGCAUGCUAUCGGCCAUCGUGUACAUGGUCAUGAGCCGUCAGCUUUUCGGAAAGACAAUCAAAGAAGUUCGCACAGAUCUGGAGCGGACCGAGGAUCAGGAUCAGACAGCCUACACCCUAACCGAAUACAUCGAGAAGCAAGGAGGCGGAUCGUGGGUUGAGAAGCUACAGGAAGAUCUAGGCCCGUGGCUCAUGAUUCAGCUUUGCGACGUGGCCGACCUCUUCGAAAUCCUGCGCAACUUCUAUGAAUGGAGAGUUCCUGGUCGAACUGUGGCCACGCUUUCCAUCUUCUUGUUGACCAUCCUAAUCACCACGUUCGUCCCUACUUACUACUUGAUAAAGUCGAGCGCACUUGGAGCAGGAAUGGUCUUCUUCGGCUUAUUCCCCCUCGCAAGCAACUUCCCUGACUAUCGACUGCUCGCUUCAAUCCCUAGGCGAGUGUUUUGGAAUAUUCCCACGCAUGCCGAAUGGGCAGUCAAGUCACUCCAAGCAGAAGGCUCUCGGUACCGCCAUGAUACUCAAACCGGCUUGGGCAACAGUGCAAAUACAGACUACGGUUUCUACCCAGCACACCUGAGCAAAGACAAAGGACGUCUGAUAAUCAGCGCCUCGUCCAUGCGCUUCGAAACCAACAUCGGCCAUCGCAUCACAUGGAGCAUCGAUUACACCAACAUCGCAAAGCUGGAGAAGCUCGAUCGGGUAAAGAGUAAAGUCAUACCAGGCGGCGGAUCAGGCAAGGAUUUGCGUAUCGCGAGUAGUCUUGCAGAUGAUGGAGGCGAGGCGGUCCUGAAGGAUAUGGAAGACAGGGAUCAAGCGUUCUCGCAAAUCGUAGGGUUUAGUGAGAUAACAUGGCAGAUAGUCUGGUAGCGUCGACCUGAGGCGAUGAUCAGAUUUGUAUACUACUUGCAACUACCUAAC
Molecule: messenger RNA, 1935 nt
Organism: Aureobasidium pullulans EXF-150
Lineage: Eukaryota; Fungi; Ascomycota; Dothideomycetes; Dothideales; Saccotheciaceae
Exons: 5
Coding region: 103-1884 (593 amino acids)
Biological process (GO): apoptotic process; negative regulation of toll-like receptor 9 signaling pathway
Source: RefSeq, a predicted model, not a curated record